Rhopalosiphum padi (bird cherry-oat aphid) is the source of this 5933-nucleotide messenger RNA. Its product is annotated as homeobox protein 2-like. The transcript has 3 exons. The record is from RefSeq and is a predicted model, not a curated record. Lineage: Eukaryota; Metazoa; Arthropoda; Insecta; Hemiptera; Aphididae. Bases 719 to 4180 code for a protein of 1153 amino acids.
AUCCGAGCACACGAUCGCGAUCGCAGUAGUAGUUCGACAGUGGUUUUCCGCGCGUACGCGUGUCCCGGUGUCCAACAUCGACAUUUUAUUUAUUAUAUUUUAUUAACGCAGCGUCCGAUUUACGUAUACGAAGAUAUCGCAUCGCGUUUAAUAAAACAUACCUUUAUACCGAUAUAUCGCGCAUGUCUUGCCAUGCUAUAUUGUCCGCGUACCAUCCAAAUAAAAUAAUAUUUUAUUCAUAUUUAUCCGUACGAUUGCCGUUAUGUCAUAAUAAUACGAUGACGUUUUGAUGGAGGACGUCGGUGGCGGCAGCCCUACAAAUAUAAUAGUCAUCCGUCGCGGUUUACAAACAACCGUUUCGGUUCGACAUAUCGGUUUCAACAAUAAUAAUAAAAUACGCAAUUUCAACAAUUACGCGGACGCGAGACCCUAUAUAUACACUCUACGCCAGAAAACAAUACUUAUAUAAUAAGAUAUAUCUGUGUAUGAUAUUACCUAACAUUAAUACACCGCAGCUUCCACCGUGUUCAUAAUCCUCUCGGCUACUGGACCACAACGAAACGUAUUUAAGGACCCGCCUCCCACAGUACUGAGCAGCAGUAGUAUUAUAAUAUUGAUAUUAUAAAUGUGGCGCCAAUCAAACAUCAGUUGAUCGCAGCUAUAGUAGUACUGGUACUGUUCACACUGAAGAUAGUUAAUAAAUAUUUCGCAUUUCUAAAUGGAUGGAGCUCAGAGAAAUUUCAGUAUGAUGGCCGAGAAAAUCGAUAGAAUGCGAUGUUUAAGGGAACGAUGCGACAAUUAUGUCAGACUAAUAAAACUAACACUUGAUGAAACAAUCAAAGAACAAAAUUCGCUUUUGGAUGGAUCAGCAAUUCAUAAUAGACUAAAAUACUUAGGCGUAUUAGAUAAACCUAAAUCAUUAUCAAACACAUUCAAUACUGAUAAAUAUCAUAAGAAUAUAGAUUAUAAUAACAAAUACAAGUAUUUGGUGUUUGAUGAUGAUUUGAGUCUUAGGCAACAUAAAAAUAAAUCUAACUUAAAUACAAAUGAUAUGUAUUUAUCAAAUGACUAUAGCAACUUCAAUACUAACUAUAAACCACAGGUUUAUGAUUAUUCCACAGUAUGUGAUGACCAGAAUAACUCAUAUUAUAUGCCAAUCAAUCAUAAGAAAUAUAGAAAACCAAUGAACUUUCGAACAUUGAAUACUCAAGAAUACCAAGUAUAUUAUUUUCCUACAUCAAAACCUAUACCUCAAUAUCCUCGACAAACCACUGAUAGAUUUUACAGACGUAAACCUAUUAAACAAUAUCCUGAAGAAGAAGUUCCUUAUUGGCCAACUCGGUAUCCAAAACCAGUAAGAGUUGUUGAACGAGAACCAUCGUAUUCAAUGAUUGAUUAUGGUUACCGAAGUACAAAUGAUUAUCGCAUUGGCAAAUCAAAAUAUAUUGAACCGUAUUCAUCUGAACACCGUACAAGAUAUUAUCCAACAAAUGAUAAUAAUAUUUAUCAUGGCAAUGAUGAUAGUGAUUACUAUUAUGAACCUCAUUUGGGGCAGCGAUCGUUUUCUAGUAUAACAAGACCAUGUUCACCCGUAUAUAAUCAAGAUAUUUUGUAUGAUAGACCUCAAUUAGAAAAUUCCAGCAGUUUACUUGAAAAAAAAAUCCGAGAUUAUGUAUGGAAUCCACACAAAGAACGUGUUGAAAAGUAUAUGACUCCAAGUUAUGAAAAAACCAAGUAUUACACUGAUUUUAAACCAUUAAAGAUUAAACACCAAGGAGACGAAACAUUCAGAACACGUUCAUUAUUAGGAUUAGAUUCCCGAGUACGCAAUCAAAGAAGCGAAGUAAUCAAUGACAAUUCAUAUAAAAAUAACUCGAUACUUACGUCGCCUAAAAGAAAAUCUGCAGAUGACGAAAUUCUUCAAUCACAUGAAGACAAUGAUCAUUACACUGACUACAUAUUGAAUAAAAAAAAAACUGAAAGUCCAUCGACUUUACCAAAGCGAAUUAGUUUUGAUCUCGGUAAUGAGCAUAUUGAUCUACCUAUUCAUACAAAUUCAAUCGGAGAAAAUACUAAUAUCACGAAAGACCAUAAAUUAAUUUUAGAAAGAAAAGAAUCAAAUAUGAAAGUCGAUGAUAAGCGUCGAACAUCGUUAUUAUCAAAUGAUAAUUAUUCAAUUCCAAUAAACAAACAACGGGGUUCACCAAGUGAUACAAAUGUAAGUUCAAGAAGACAGUCUUUAAGUAAACAAGAAAAGUUAGCUUCAAUCGGAAAUUCUUUUGAAUCUGAAAAAUAUUUAAAUUCGAAAAAUAAUUAUCAAGAAAAUGAUUUGAGUUUAUCAGAAAAAAAUGUUGAUUCUUAUAAUAAUGAUAGAAUAAAUUAUGAUAAUAAUAAUGAUAUUCAGAGUUACUCGAAAACCCCAGAUGAUAAAAACAAUGUUGUGCUUAAAGAUGAAAAUACAUAUCGUGAUCUCAGACGUGAUAGUAAUGAUAAUAACAGAAAAAAAUCGUUGGAGACUACAGAUAAAAAAAAUUUUAGUUAUCAAGAUCACACUGAAAAUACUAAAAAUAAAAGGGAUAAAUUAAAUGUCACUGGACGAAGAGAAAGUUACAAAGGCGAACAAAAAUCGAAAAUAGAAAAUACUCGUGGAAAUACAAGUUUGAAUGGUGUGGAUAAUAAAUUAGACACUUUCGACAACGAAUAUAAUAACAAAACUGUUACAAAUGUAUCGCCUAAAAAUAAAAUUAGCUCACCCAUAAUUGAUCAUAGUAAUGGUAUGAAUAGUACGAGCAAAUACAAUAUGGACGAAUAUGAAACUGAGCACAUUCAACAAUUUACUAAUAAAAAUGAUAGUGGGGAAAAACGAAAAAAUUCUGAAACUAUUCAACCAUAUAAUAAUGUUGUUAAUGAUUCAAACGAUGAAAUAGAAAACUCUAAUACCGUAACACAAGUUAGUUCUGAUUUCAAAACAAUUCCGGAAGACCAAGAUUCAUCACAUGGAGUUUCGAUGAACGAGCUUACGAAUAAUAUAAAUUAUUACCAAGAUCAUUCUGAUGACAACCAUAUAAAAGAACACCCAACUCAUGGGUAUGAGACACAACCGGAACAUAUUGCUAACGAUGAUCAUUUUUAUCCAGACGUUGUUGAUGAUAACAAAGAAAUCAUAACACAGAACAAUAUCGAGCCCAUUGAACAAAACAAUUUUGGUGAAGACAACAAUGUACACGAUGAGUAUUAUUAUCAAAAUCCUACAGAUGACAAAGAAGAAAAUCUAAUAGAAAACCAAUACGAGAAUCCCGAUUCCCAAGUAAAUAAUGUCGACAACCAACACACUAAUGAUGAUUAUUACUAUCAAAAUUAUUCUAAUGUUGACCCAAAAGAACAACAAGAAAAUCAAUAUUCCGAACCUGGUGUAAAAGGAGAAUAUACAGGCGAGCACGUCGAGCACGAUGAUUAUUACUAUCAAAAUCAUGCGAGAGAUGACAUAAAAGAGCAGCAAGGAGAUCAGCAGUAUGUUGAUCCUAACUAUCAGGGAAAUUACGUCGAUCAGACACCGACUCACGAUGACUAUUAUUAUCAAAACUAUUCUAAUGUUGACCCAAAAGCACAACCAGAAAAUCAAUACACCGAAUCUGAUCACCAAGGAGAAUACGUAGCUGAGCAAAUGGAUCGUGACGAUUACUAUUACCAAAAUCACCCAGAAGAAGGUACAAAUGAAAAUCAAAUCGAUCAGCACUAUCAGGAGCAUCAAGGAAAUUACAUCAGUGGAGAGCAGGAUAAUUAUUAUUACGAGAAUAAUUCUAAUAAUGUAAACUUAGAAAGGCAUCCCGAAGGCCAUUAUGACGAACAUGCUCAACAGGAACCAUAUGCAGGUGAACAACACGCAAAUGACGGUUACUAUUAUCAAGAAGGCGAUACAAACUACAACGAUUCUGUCCCCAAAGAACAGUAUGAUGGUUAUGUUGAUAACAAUCACGACGCUAAUGUCGCUUAUUAUCCAGAAUCAAAUGUCGAACACUAUGAUCAACAACAACAUGAUUAUGAAAACAAUAGUUACCCAACACAAAAAGUAGACUACAUAGAACCGUAUGAGCAAAAUUCUAGAAAUGAAAAUAAUGAUUAUUCCGAAAACGUCGAUGGAAGUCAACCAACGAGUCAAAUUACCAACGAACAAAAAUAAUUUUCCUAUUAACGAUGAUCAAUUAAAAAAUAAUACUUAAGUACUACCUAUCUAUUAAUUAUAAAAAUAAUAUUUAUGUUUAUUUUUAGAAAAAAGUAAUCCGAUCUUGUUAUUAUCGUUUUAAGCGAAAUUUAUUGUAAAAUAAAUCGUAAUACUGAAUCAUUUAGUACAUUUAUUUUAAUAAAAUUAAUGCGAUUUAAAAUUGUAGUUGUUACAAAUAGUACAAGUACAGUUUAUAGUUGUACAUGUAAACAAUUCAUACAUUAUUCAUUUCCUUGUAUAGCUAUACGCCUAUAUGUUUAUUAUACGUAUAAUAAUAAUCACGAUAAAAAAAAAUAACAAGAAUAAGUAGAGUAAUAUAAAUAGCUAGGUAAUAACUAAUAAGUUAUAACUAAGAACUAAGAAGUAUUAUAACAUUUAUAAUAAAUAACUAUAAUGAUUCGGAAUACUACAUUACUAUGUACUUACCUAAAUUUAUGUACUUGUAUUUAUCAUUUAUAAAAAAAAUAUAUUAUGUUAACUAAACGAUUUAACAGUUUUCCACAAUGUUAAAUAAAUAUAUAAAAAAAAAUGAAGGCGAUAAAAGUAAACUCGAUUAAUAUUAAUAGAUAAUUUUAUCCUCGACAAAUAUCAGGGUGACGGGUUUAGCUUAUUCUAUUUUUUUAAAUUGUAUCAGCACUGAAACACAGUACACAAAAAUAUCUUAUACUCAAUAAUAGGAUGUGAAAUGAUUUCUUUUCGUCCAUAGUCCGCUUGUUUCUCCGAUGUAAUGGAGUUUUUUUUAAUAUUUAAAUAGGUACUUAUAUCAUAAUAAUUUAAUUAUUUUACAUGGACAUUGAGAUUCCUAUUAUUAUAAUAUCUUUAUAGUUUAUACUGUUUAUAUAGUAUGCGUAGCUAAAUGUUAAUAUUAUGAUAAUACCUAAGUUUGAUAACUACGUUUUGUCGUUUUGAAAUAUAUCGUUUCUCCUGCCUGUAGUCUUUUUUUCACUUCUAUUUUACGUAAGAAAUUAUUUGAAUUGCCAAAUACAUUACAUUUGUUCAAUAUACUUACUAGUUACUUACAAUUAAAAAAUUAUAAUGUACUUUUUUAUUGUUGUAAGUACAUAGCUUACUAUUAUAUUUUACACCACUGAGUCGGAUGUAGUAUAUCGAACUGCGUGUACCUAAUGCGAAAUUCGUUAUCGAUAUAGUACCAAUUACCAAAUAGUUAAGCGUGUAACUACUAAUUUAUUACAAUAUUUAAAUUAUUUUAGUGAAUAACAAAUUACAUUUUGUGAAUUUUUUUUAUUUUCUAUCUUAUAAUAACAUAAAUAAUAUUUUAUGAGCUUUAAUGUUUUUCGAUGGCUGUGAUAAUAAUUUAUCAGUUAUGGACUUAUGGUUAAGAGCUUAAGACCUCAUAGUUAACCGAUAAUUGUAAACAAAUAUUAUAUAUAUGUAUGUAUCUACCUAAUUUUCCUAAUUAUAUUUAAAUUAUGUAAAAAUGUAAACAAGACUACGUAUAGACUAUAGAUUAAUAAACAUAUUACGCAGCAUGGUCGUUUUUAUUUAUUAUUAUUUAUUACACAUUUGUGUGAUGUAAUAAAAUGUGUGUAUUAUGAAAAUUGACAAAAAGUAGGCCGCAUGUACCUUACCUAAUACUAAUUUUUAUUGUAGUUCGUAUAGGUAUUUACAAUGUAUCAUGUUAUAUAAAAAUGUAAGCUAAAUGUUGUAAUAAAGCUAAACAAUACUUUUUUCACAUAUCAAAUAUUAUAAA